GCCUGAGAACCAGCGAAGGCCGCACCGAAACAGCCAAGACUAAUGCUGCAGUGGCAUAAUCGUAAUAUACCAACACUGGAGGCCCAUUAUUGCCAACUGGGAGACCUAUAUAGACUGAAAACAGAGGCUUUCCAGUUUUCUUCUUCUUUUAUCAGCCAAAGAACUGGUGUCUCGUUUCCCACUGCACCUGCUUUGCUUUUGCUAUACGCUUUCACUCUCAAUUCUAUUCGAAGAACUCUUCUCUUCUUUCUUGUAGUUGAAUCGUCUCGUUGUCUGCUGUUCUUCGUGCUGUUACGAGGUGAAGAGUUGUAUUCGAUACGAUGGAUGAUCGGAAGGAGAAAACUGCUCCAUGGCUUUCAGUGCCACAGUUUGGAGAUUGGGACCAAAAGGGACCGCUGCCGGACUACUCCCUUGAUUUUUCUAAAAUUAGGGAAAAUAGGAAACAGAACAAGAGAGAUGUGUCUAGGGCGAGUCUCGGAAAUGAAGAGGAGCUCAUUGCCUCAGCCACGCCCCCAACCGUAACAGACUCUUUUCCUACUGAAAAUCACCACCCCUAUCAUCAGAGUCACCAUCCUCCACCAUUCCAAUUGAAGUUAAAUAAACGGUGGUUGAGAAAUUAUUGGGUGUGUUGCUAUAUUGUGGCUGAUCUCCCAUGACCUUUAGAUGUGUCGUCUUAGGCAAAAUUUCUUGGUUUCAAUUGAAGGGGACGUGAUCGUGUUUUGGAAGGUCAGCCACGUUAUGACAGCUAACUCUAAUAAUUUCUAGACCACUCUUGGUUUAUAUUCUGUUGAUGUGUGCUUUUCAUUGUCCGUAUGUUUUAUUGCAUUAAACAAGAAUCCUUGGCCACAGAAUACCACAUUAAUUACUUUUGAAAAAUCGACUUCUAAAUUCAAAAGGAUGAAAGGCCGGUUGCCUAGUCAGAUAUAGAAUGAAAUAAGCAUGAAAAUUUGUUACGAUCCCGUUUUAUUCUAUUUUAUCAGUUACAUUAUGUUUUAGGAUUUAAUUGGUUUCGGCAUUUAGAUUUUAAUCUGGUUAUGUGAGAGAGAAAUAAAUUGUAUGAGGGAUGGGGAAAGAGCGAGUCUUAGAGGGGAAGGAGGAACUAACUACACAGACAGUGCAAAACUGCAAACAUGGGGAGUAAUAGGAUGGAGGUCGGGUUCCAAAGCUUUGUAUUUUCUUUUCUUUUCUUUUCGGGUUUUCACUCCUUUUUGUAUCUUUUUCAUUUCAUCAGUGAAAAGUUAGUAUCGUUUCCGAAUCUGUCUUCCAGUAUUAGAUGAAAAACCACGGGUUAGUUCAGUUGAAUUUGUGUAACCUCCAGCUCAAGUGAUUUGGGCUCUUACCCAAAUCUCAUUUUUGAGGUUCAAACUCAUUCAAAUGAGUGUUCCAUCUUCUAAAAUUUUACUUGAAUAUGAGGUAAUAUCAAAGUGUGUCCAUUUUCGGCUGAUUCUCAUAUACUUUCGGGUG
Momordica charantia (bitter melon) is the source of this 1464-nucleotide messenger RNA. The record is from RefSeq and is a predicted model, not a curated record. NCBI's taxonomy places the organism in Eukaryota, Viridiplantae, Streptophyta, Magnoliopsida, Cucurbitales, Cucurbitaceae.